This is a messenger RNA of Bradysia coprophila, 1846 nucleotides long. RefSeq lists its product as uncharacterized. The record is from RefSeq and is a predicted model, not a curated record. NCBI's taxonomy places the organism in Eukaryota, Metazoa, Arthropoda, Insecta, Diptera, Sciaridae.
UGCUCAUUAAGUCGAAAACAAAGCAUUAAACGAAAAUGUGUAAACAUAUCGGUCUCGUACUGACCAUCUUGUGCCUUUUAGUCAAGGACAUGGACAUGCUACCAACACCAGCUAAAAAUUCUAUGGGUAAUGCCGCUAAGCGAAAGGGCGAUGAUGCUGCUGACGCUUCUCGAAAGGGCGAUGAUGCUGCUGACGCUUCUCGAAAGGGCGACUCUGCUGCUGAUGCUUCUCGAAAGGGCGACUCUGCUGCUGAUGCUUCUCGAAAGGGCGACUCUGCUGCUGAUGCUUCUCAAAAGGCCGAUUCUGCUGGUGAUGCUUCUCGAAAGGCCGAUUCUGCUGCUGAUGCUUCUCGAAAGGCCGAUUCUGCUGCUGAUGCUUCUCGAAUAGCCGAUUCUGCUGCUGAUGCUUCUCGAAAGGGGGCCUCUGCUGCUGAUGCUUCUCGAAAGGGCGAUUCUGCUGCUGAUGCUUCUCGAAAGGGGGCAUCUGCUGCUGAUGCUUCUCGAAAGGGAGCCUCUGCUGCUGAUGCUACUAGAAAGGGGGCCUCUGCUGCUGAUGCUACUAGAAAGGGGGCCUCUGCUGCUGAUGCUUCUCGAAAGGGGGCCUCUGCUGCUGAUGCUACUAGAAAGGGGGCCUCUGCUGCUGAUGCUACUAGAAAGGGUGCCUCUGCUGCUGAUGCUACUAGAAAGGGUGCCUCUGCUGCUGAUGCUACUAGAAAGGGUGCCUCUGCUGCAGAUGCUACUAGAAAGGGUGCCUCUGCUGCUGAUGCUACUAGAAAGGGUGCCUCUGCUGCUGAUGCUACUAGAAAGGGUGCCUCUGCUGCAGAUGCUACUAGAAAGGGUGCCUCUGCUGCUGAUGCUACUAGAAAGGGUGCCUCUGCUGCUGAUGCUUCUCGAAAGGGUGCCUCUGCUGCUGAUGCUUCUCGAAAGGGUGCCUCUGCUGCUGAUGCUUCUCGAAAGGGUGCCUCUGCUGCUGAUGCUUCUCGAAAGGGUAGUUCGGCUGCUGAUGCUACUAGAAAGGGUGCCUCUGCUGCUGAUGCUACUAGAAAGGGUAAUUCGGCUGCUGAUGCUACUCGAAUUUGUGAUGCUGAUGCUGACGCUGACUGUGAUGCUGACGCUGACUUCGAUGCUGAUGCUGAUGCUGACUGUGAUGCUGAUGCUGAUGCUGACUGCGAUGCUGAUGCUGAUGCUGACGCUGACUCCGAUGCUGAUGCUGAUGCUGAUGCUGACUGCGAUGCUGAUGCUGAUGCUGACUGCGAUGCUGAUGCUGACGCUGACUUCGAUGCUGAUGCUGAUGCUGACUGCGAUGCUGAUGCUGACGCUGACUACGAUGCUGAUGCUGACGCUGACUUCGAUGCUGAUGCUGACGCUGACUGCGAUGCUGACGCUGACGCUGACUAUGAUGCUGACGCUGACUUCGAUGCUGAUGCUCACGCUGACUGUGAUGCUGCAAGGGCCAAUUCUCCCUGUCGCUCUUCUCGAAACUGCGAUGCUGCAAGGGCAAAUUCUCCCUGUCGCUCUUCUCGAAACUGCGAUGCUGCAGCUGAUGCUAUGAGGGCUCAAUCUUCUCGAAAUUGCGAUGCUGCUGCUGAUGCUAUGAGGGCUCAAUCUACUCGAAAUUGCGAUUAUGCUUCUGACGCAUUGUAUGAUCCACUAUGAUUCCAUGAUUGAACAACCAGCUGACGAUAUGAUGGGUUCUAUGAAAGCCCUUGCAGUGCAGAUGGUGUUUCUGGAAGCAAAUAAUAGAAAAAUGUAAAAUCGUUGCAGAAACCCUAAUAAAAUAUUGGAAAACUGAAAUGAUAGAAUUGUACAUUUUACAUCAAAUAUAUUCAAUUAAUCAGCAGGCAAAU